AGACAGACAGCGAUUUUCACCAAUGGCAGAGAGAGUGCAGAGCUCCACUAUGAGGGCGUGUCCUGUUACAUAGCAACAGGGUUUAACCCCUUAACCCCAGCAGUGCCAGAGAGGUAGUGACUAUCAGACUGUGUGAGUGAGAGAACCUGGCACUGUGACACUGAGUGUGAGUGACUGAUACUGAGUGUGACACUGAGUGUGAGUGACUGUCACUGAGUGUGAGACUGAGUGUGAGUGGCUCAUACUGAGUGUGAGGUUGCUGUCACUGAGUGUGAGUGGCUGAUACUGAAUGUGAGUGACUGAUACUGAGUGUGAGUGACUGUCACUGAGUGUGAGUGAGAGAACCUGACAUUGUGAGACUGAGUGUGAGUGACUGAUACUGGGUGUGAGUGUCUGUCACUGAGUGUGAGUGAGAGAACCUGGCACUGUGACACUGAGUGUGAGUGACUGUCACUGAGUGUGAGACUGAGUGUGAGUGGCUCAUACUGAGUGUGAGGUUGCUGUCACUGAGUGUGAGUGGCUGAUAGGGAGUGUCUGAUACUGAAUGUGAGUGACUGAUACUGAGUGUGAGUGACUGUCACUGAGUGUGAGUGGGAGAACCUGACACUGAGUGUGUGUGACUGACACUGAGUGUAAGUGAGAGAACCUGACAUUGUGAGACUGAGUGUGAGUGACUGAUACUGAGUGUGAGUGUCUGUCACUGAGUGUGAGUGAGAGAACCUGACACUGAGUGUGUGUGACUGACACUGAGUGUAAGUGAGAGAACCUGACAUUGUGAGACUGAGUGUGAGUGACUGAUACUGGGUGUGAGUGUCUGUCACUGAGUGUGAGUGAGAGAACCUGACAUUGUGAGACUGAGUGUGAGUGACUGAUACUGGGUGUGAGUGUCUGUCACUGAGUGUAAGUGAGAGAACCUGACAUUGUGAGACUGAGUGUGAGUGACUGAUACUGGGUGUGAGUGUCUGUCACUGACUGUGAGUGAGAGAACCUGACACUGUGAGACUGAGUGCCGACUGUCACUGAGUGUGAGACUGACUGCUUAGUGUCACUGGGUGCUGACUGGCUGUCACUGAGUGUGAGACUGAGUACUGACUGAGUGUUACCUGACUGUCACUGAGUGUGAGACUGACUGCUUAGUGUCACUGGGUGCUGACUGGCUGUCACUGAGUGUGAGACUGAGUACUCACUGAGUGUUACCUGACUGUCACUGAGUGUGAGUCUGAGUGCUGACUGUAACUGAGUGUGAGCCUUAGUGCCGACUGUCACUGAGUGUGAGCCUGAGUGCCGACUGUCACUGAGUGUGAGCCUGAGUGCCGACUGUCACUGAGUGUGAGACUGACUGCUUAGUGUCACUGGGUGCUGACUGGCUGUCACUGAGUGUGAGACUGAGUACUGACUGAGUGUUAGCUGACUGUCACUGAGUGUGAGUCUGAGUGCUGACUGUAACUGAGUGUGAGCCUUAGUGCCGACUGUCACUGAGUGUGAGCCUGAGUGCCGACUGUCACUGAGUGUGAGCCUGAGUGCCGACUGUCACUGAGUGUGAGACUGACUGCUUAGUGUCACUGGGUGCUGACUGGCUGUCACUGAGUGUGAGACUGAGUACUGACUGAGUGUUAGCUGACUGUCACUGAGUGUGAGUCUGAGUGCUGACUGUAACUGAGUGUGAGCCUUAGUGCCGACUGUCACUGAGUGUGAGCCUGAGUGCCGACUGUCACUGAGUGUGAGCCUGAGUGCCGACUGUCACUGAGUGUGAGACUGAUUGCUUAGUGUUACUGGCAACCUCCUAUUACCCAUAACCUCUCUAAGUGACUCCAUAUAACCUCCCCUAUAACUCCUCCUAUUACUCCAUAUAACCUCUCUAUGACUCCAUAUAACCCUCCCUAUAACUCAUCCUAUUACUCCAUAUAACCCUCCCUAUAACUCCUCAAAUUACUCCAUAUAACCCUCCCUAUAGCCCCUCCUAUUACUCCAUAUAACCCUCCCUAUAACUCCUCCUAUUACUCCAUAUAACCCUCCAUAUAACCCCUCCUAUUACUCCAUAUAACCCUCCCUAUAACUCCCCCUAUUACUCCAUAUAACCCUCCCUAUAACUCAUCCUAUUACUCCAUAUAACCUUCCCUAUAACUCCUCCUAUUACUCCAUAUAACCCUCCCUAUAACUCCUCAAAUUACUCCAUAUAACCCUCCCUAUAACUCCUCCUAUUACUCCAUAUAACCCUCCAUAUAACUCCUCCUAUUACUCCAUAUAACCCUCCCUAUAACUCCUCCUAUUACUCCAUAUAACCCUCCAUAUAACUCAUCCUAUUACUCCAUAUAACUCCUCCUAUUACUCCCUAUUACCCUCCCUAUAACUCCUCCUAUUACUCCAUAUAACCUCCCUAUAACCCCUCCUAUUACUCCAUAUAACCCUCCCUAUAACCCCUCCUAUUACUCCAUAUAACCUCCCUAUAACCCCUCCUAUUACUCCAUAUAACCCUCCAUAUAACUCCUCCUAUUACUCCAUAUAACCCUCCCUAUAACUCCUCCUAUUACUCCAUAUAACCCUCCCUAUAGCCCCUCCUAUUACUCCAUAUAACUCUCCCUAUAACUCUGCCUAUUACUCCAUAUAACCCCUCCUAUUACUCCAUAUAACCCUCCCUAUAACUCCUACUAUUACUCCAUAUAUCCCUCCGUAUAACUCCUCCUAUCACUCCAUAUAACCCUCCCUAUAACUCCUCCUAUUACUCCAUAUAACCCUCUCUAUAACCCCUCCUAUUACUACAUAUAACCCUCCCUAUAGCUCCUCCUAUUACUCCAUAUAACCCUCCCUAUAACUCCUCCUAUUACUCCAUAUAACCUCUCCCUAUAACCCCUCCUAUUACUCCAUAUCACCCUCUCUAUAACUCCUCCUUUUACUCUCUAUAACCCUCCCUCUAACCCCUCUUAUUGCUCCAUGUAACCCUCCUCAUAAUGCCUUCUUACGCCAUAUAACUCCUUAUAAUACGAUAUAUAACCAUCUGUAAUUCCUUCUAUUACUCCAUGUAACCCUUCCUAUAACGCCUCCUAUUUCUCAAUACAACUCUGCCAAUAACAACUCCUAUCACUCCAUAUAACCUCCCCUAAUAACUUAUCCUAUUAAUCCAUGCAUCCCUGCCUAUUACUCCAUAUAACACUCCCAACAACAACUAUAUCUCUCCAUAUAAUCUCUCCUUAUAACUCCAUAUAACAUCUCCCUAUAUCUCCUCCUAUUGUUCCAUAUAACUCCUCUUAUUAUUCUAUAUAACGCUCCCUAUAACUCCCUCCCUAUAAUAUUAUAUAUUUAUUUAUUUAUAUAUAUAUAUAUAUAUAUAUAUAUAUAUAUAAUAUAUAUAUAAACUUUCCUGAACUUUGUGUGCAGGUUUCAUCCUUGGGACCUGGGCCUUUAUCUUCUACAAGGUGUUUAAGUCUUCAUUACAGAACCAGUAUGGAGGGGUAAGUUCGGUGGAAGGUAAUGAGUGGUUGUGUAAUAUAAGUAGGUGAGACUAAGCAUCAUAAGGGCAUUAGUUAAGACAGACUAUCAUGCUGGGUAAGAGCUGUAGAUAGGACAGCCAAUCAUUGUGGAGUAAUGGCAGCAGAUCGAAGUGAGUGACCAUGAUGAUGGCCUAAGGGCAGUAGAUGACACUGAAUCAUCACAAUGGGUUAAGAACAGUAGAUGAGACUGACCAUUGUUAUGAGGUAUGGACAGUAGAUGAGACUGACCAUUGUUAUGAGGUAUGGGCAGUAGAUGAGACUGACCUUUGUUAUGAGGUAUGGACAGUAGAUGAGACUGACCUUUGAUAUGAGGUAUGGACAGUAGAUGAGACUGACCUUUGUUAUGGGGUAUGGACAGUAGAUGGCAAAGAUGGACUAUCAUGGCAGGAGAUAUCAGUGGCUCUCUGGGGUGUUGGGGUAGAUAGCAGGUGGAAAACCUUCUUUUGUCCAACAGUGCUCUUCUUACCUCGUGUGACAUGUAACCCCUUUUUUCGCUUCCUGCAUCCUCUACCUCACUGCAUGAAAGUAGACAUUUUAUUAAUGCACAUAACAUAUUAAAGAAGACAUAUAUGUGGUCUUAACCACUAAGUAUGUAUAUGUGGUCUUCACCGCUUGUGUCAUCAGGUGUGUUCUCUACUGGCAAUUCUUUGGUCUGCAUCACUUGGUAUAGAUCUACCCUAUCUCCUGUGUCCUUACUACCAAUGAUUCCUCAGCCUAUAUCACUGGGUCUGGAUCUAUCCUAUUUCCAGUGUCCUCUCUGUUACUGAUUUCUAGUCUAUGUUGACAAAUCUAGAUCUAGCCUAUCUCCUGUGUCAAUGAUUCUUUAGCCUAUAGUACUGGGUCUGGAUCUACCCUUCCUCCUGUGUCCUCACUACCAAUGAUUCCUUAACCUUUGUCACUUGGUCUGGAUCUAUCCUAUCUCAUGUUUCUUCACUACCAAUGAUUCCUUGACCUCUGCCACUGGGUCUGGAUCUACCCUAUCUCUUGUGUCUUCACUACCAAUGAUUCCUUAACCUAUGCCACUGGGUCUGGAUCUAUCCUAUCUCCUGUGUCUUCACUACUAAUGAUUCCUUAACCUAUGCCACUGGGUCUGAAUCUAUCCCAUCUCCUGUGUCCUGUCUACCAGUGAUUCCUCAGCCUAAAUGACUAGGUCUGGAUCUAUCCUAUGUCCAGUUUCCUCUCUAAGGAUUUCUGAGCCUAUAUCACUGGGUCUGGAUCUACCCUAUCUCCUGUGUCCUCUCUACCGAUGAUUCCUCAGCCUAUAUCACUGGAUCUGGAUCUACCCUAUCUCCUGUGUCUUCAAUACCAAUGGUUCCUUAACCUUUGCAACUGGGUCUGGAUCUACCCUAUCUCCUGUGUCCUCUCUACCGAUGAUUCCUCAGCCUAUAUCACUCGGUCUGGAUCUACCCUAACUGCUGUGUCUUCAAUACCAAUGGUUCCUUAACCUUUGCAACUGGGUCUGGAUCUACCCUAUCUCCUGUGUCCUGUCUACCGGUGAUUCCUCAGCUGGGGUCUUGGUCUAUCCUAUAUCCUGUGUCCUCUUUGAUCCUGAAAUAGAUCUUUAUCCUAGACCAGUGAUUCCUGCUUAAUUCUCAAUAAAUUUCCUCCUCAAUAUCCAUUGAGUUUCUCUUCUUUGUGAGAAUGUUUGUUUGAGCAGGGCCCUCACCAUCUCUUGUUCCUAUAAGUCCACGUUGUCAUGCUGAAUUUACUGAUAUAAACUUUUCCAUCCACUGUACAGAGCUGUGGAAUAUGUUGGUGUUUUAAUAAGAAUAGCCCUCUUCCCAUUUCUCCAUCUUCUUUCCCUUCUUUUGCAGAGUAAUCUGCCUGUGUGUGCAUGACCCCAUUUCGCGGUCCCUUCCCAUGGUGAAUAACAUGAGUAUCACACGGUGAAAUGCUAUAUUUCUGCCCCUGACACGUUAUUUUCUUUGCAUGUGUCUCUCUAAUCCCCCCACCCUUUCCUAGCACCAUUUCCCAGACCCCCCUCCCUGCUUCCCAAAGCUAAACCUCUCCCCCUCCCUUUCUGCUCCUUCCCUCCCUUCCAUGAACGCUCUCUCAUCAGUGCAUGCCCUUCUGUACCCCUUCGCUGUUACCAAAACUCAAAACAGUGACCCAUUGGGCUUGCAGUGACUGUACAACAAUACACCAUGCAGCCCAGCAUGGUAGCAGAGUCCAUGGAAUGUGUACAUCCAACAUGCCUUCUUGUUCUCCUCCUUUGUGCACAUGUGUGUGUGUGUGUGUAUAUGUGGACGUAUGUGUGUGUGUGUGUGUGUGUGUGUAUAUAUAUAUAUAUAUAUAUAUAUAUGUGUGUGUGUGUGAUUCUCCCGCUCUCUAUACAUUGCCCCUUCCUCCACUCAGUCGCCCUCCUUUAUUCUCCCCUUUUCUCUUAUUCUCUUCCCCUCCCUUGUAGCCCCCCUCCUCCUCCCCCCCUCUCAUUCUCUUCAUUCCCCCAUGCUCCCUCCUCUUUAUUUCCCCUCCCCCCCUCCCUCCGCCUGUCUCCCUCCCCUCAUGCAGCUUAGAGAGACAGACGCAUGAGAGAGAGAGCGAGGCAGGGAGGAGAGAGGGAAGAGACAGACAGCCCCUGGGAGAGUGCAGGGGUCACUGUGGGAAAUAGACAGUUCGAAAUUAGGGAAACAAUACAGAGACUGAUAUCUUUAGGGCUAAUUGAGGGAAAAUAAUUAAAGAGACAGCAGCAGAGAGAAAGAGAGAGUCAGACAGAAAAUAGAAAUAGCUGAGAGACAUACAGGCAUAAUAAAUAGAGAGACAAUCAGUUUAUAGAGACUGCAGUGUGAAAGAGAGGUGCAAGUGACGGUCUGAAAGGCGCUGGCACUCUCAGGGAGGCUGAGUGACAUCCAAAGCUAAUCUGCACAUUUAGACUGCUUUCUGCUGUUAGUGAGAGACCUCAAUCAGGAAGUGACACUCUGUAAGGUAAGUGCACUCUCUGACAAUGGGCACAACAGCUAACCUGCAGAUCUGGAGAGACUGCCUUCAUUUUUUUAGUAGGAGAUAUGAAACAGGAAGUGGAAUCAUAGGUCAAAGGUUACGUGGUAGGUGACACAGAAUACAAGGUGAGACUGUCUUUUUUCUUUUUGUGGUCAGACAGGUGUGGCCUGCCGAAUCAUCAUCUAUGGCUUCCAGUCCAGCCCCAUUGCCACUGCUCCCAUCGCUGAGCUGCGCUUUAUGUCGUGAUGUGCCACGGGAACCGGUGACACUGGCAUGUGGGCAUUGCCUGUGUCGUGGAUGCCUGGAGCGAGCGUGGAGGGGCCAAGAGAAUUACCCCGCCUGCCCCAAGUGUCGUCCCCCCCAAGUGCCGACACCAGAUGGGGUACAGAGGGGUGUGUGUACAGAACAUGGGGACAAGUUACAGCUCUUCUCUCCACAGGAUGGCAGGAUGCUGUGUGCACGGUGCCGAGGGGCAGGAGAACAGCACCCGGUACAUAAUCUGAUCCCUAUACAGGAGGCUGUGGGAGGCUACAAGGUGAGAAUGCAACUGUAUAUACAAAACAUGCACAACAGACAGCCUGGGCUGUGGUUCUAGGGUAAAUGGAGGCCAGGACAGUGAUCGUAAAGCAGGUGGUAGUCCUAGUUAUUAGUCCUAAGGGCUACAGUAUUAAAGCAGGUGGAGACCAGGACUGUGGUCCUAAAGAAGGUGAUGGCCUAGUCUAAGGUAGAUUUAUACUAGGGCAGCGGCUAUAGGCUAAAACAAGGCAGGAUAGACUAGUUUGUAAGGAGCUAGUGUGUGUGUAAAAUAUAAGGAAUAUGUACACUUUUGCAUCCAAUAAAAUUUUCACAGAAAUAUAAAUCUGUGGACAGAUAAAAUGCAGCGGUUCAAAUGGCUGCUAAUGUUGUGUCUGUUAUCGUUAACUAAGACACAUGGUCACAUAAAAUGCACACAGAACUGCAUUAGCAGGUGGCAUUUAUAUUGGUAUAGAGACAUCUCAAACAGAGGUGCAUGUAUAUAAUUUGUAAAGGUAUACGACAAAUAAUAAAGUGGCACUUAUGUAUUAUGUACAGGUAGACUGUAAAGUGGCACAUAUUUAGAAAUAUAUCACAGAGUGUGGCACGCAUAUAAUACGGGCAGUUAUAAGUUAACUUUUUUGGUGCCCUAGGCCGCAGCACAUACGUUUAUAUUUUGCCAUUCAUCUAGAAACACUAUUAUUCUUACAUGCAUAGACACACACACAGUCACAAACCUACAUAGACACCCACAUGGGCAUAUACACAGUCAAAUACAUACUUACCUGUACAUACAGAUGCAAUCUGACACACAGACACAUGCUUACAUAGGAAUACAGUCCCAUACAAGAAAUCACAUUGUCUAUUGUCACAUUGCAUGCAUACAUACAUAUAUGGACAUACAGUCACACACAUGGACAUGCAGUCACACGCAAUCACAUACAUGAUGGACAUGCAGUCACACACAGCCAUACACAUGAACAUGCAGUCACAUACAUAUACAUGAUGGACAUGCAGUCACACACAGCCGCAUGCAGUCACACACAGCCGCAUACAUGAUGGGCAUGCAGUCACACACAGCCGCAUACAUGAUGGGCAUGCAGUCACACACAGCCGCAUACAUGAUGGACAUGCAGUUACACACAGCCGCAUACAUGAUGGGCAUGCAGUCACACACAGCCGCAUACAUGAUGGGCAUGCAGUUACACACAGCCGCAUACAUGAUGGACAUGCAGUCACACACAGCCAUGAUGGGCAUGCAGUCACACACAGCCACAUACAUGGACAUGCAGUCACACACAGCCAUGAUGGGCAUGCAGUCACACACAGCCACAUACAUGGACAUGCAGUCAUAUACAUAUAGUCACACACAGUAGAAUACAUACAUAGGCACGUAAUUACAUACAUAGACAAUGUCAGAGUUUGGUACAUAUAACAGGUGUUAUAAUACAAAGUUUGUAAAAGUUAGGAACUUAUACAUGAUGUAUAGGUAGACAAUCAUGAUAUAUAACUACCUUUAAAGUCCCUACUGAGAGGUGAUUACAUUUAAUGCAGUGAGUCCAUUGUCCCUCUGUUCCUCCUGUAGGAUGAGCUGAUCUCUGCCAUUGCCCCUCUGGAGUCCCGCCUGAAGGAGCUACAACAGAUGCAGUGCGCACAAGAACAGAUGAUCGCUCAGCACAGGGUAUGUCACAGAACCUCUAAGAUUAAUUACAGCUAACGAAUGUGAGGUCUCUUUGUAUGUGUUUGAUGAGGCCUCAGGGAUACAAGAAAUAUAAUCCAGACUGCCGGUAUCAGUCACAGCCUCCUGAUGCAGGCUGCCGGCAUCCGUCACAGCCUCCCGAUGCAGGCUGCCGGCAUCCGUCACAGCCUCCCGAUGCAGGCUGCCGGCAUCCGUCACAGCCUCCCGAUGCAGGCUGCCGGCAUCCGUCACAGCCUCCCGAUGCAGGCUGCCGGCAUCCGUCACAGCCUCCCGAUGCAGGCUGCCGGCAUCCGUCACAGCCUCCCGGCAGCAUCCACAGUCUCCCGAUCCAGGCUGCUGGCAGCAGCUACAGCCUCCCGAUUUACAACCUAAAUUUAAUCCUGUAUUCCCUCCAGCUAUAAAAUAAUGUGUAAUUCUUCCACUUUCAGGGCAACCUUCUGAGUACCAAGCACCAAGUGAGCAUGGAGUUUGAAAAACUGCAUCAGUACCUGCGAGAGCGAGAGGAGCGACUACUGCGAGAACUUCAACAGGAAGGAGACCUGAUCCUCUCUGAAAUGGAAGAGAGUCUGAACAAGAUCAAACAGAACUGUCAGGGAAUCCUACAAACCAUCAGCACCACCCAGCCACGUCUCUACGAGCAGGACCCCAUCUCCUUCCUGACUGUAAGUACACCCAAAUAUAAUAAAACCCAGCCAUGGCUCUACGAGCAGGACUCCAUCUUCUUAGCUGUAAGUACACCCAAAUAUAAUAAAAUCCAUCCACGGCUCUACGAGCAGGACUCCAUCUCCUUCCUCACUGUAAGUACCUCCUAUAGAAUAAAUCCCAGCCACGGCCCUACGAGCUGGACCCCAUCUCCUUCCUCACUGUAAGUACCCCCAUAGAAAAAAACCCAGCCACGGCUCUACGAGCUGGACCCCAUCUCCCUCCUCACUGUAAGUACCCACCAUAGAAUAAAUCCCAACCAUAGUUUCUACGAGCCAGACCCUAUCUCCUUCCUCACUGUAAGUACCUCCUAUAGAAUAAAUCCCAGCCAUGGCUCUGCGAGCAGGACCCCAUCUCCUUCCUCACUGUAAGUACCUCCUAUAGAAUAAAUCCCAGCCAUGGCUCUGCGAGCAGGACCCCAUCUCCUUCCUCACUGUAAGUACCUCCUAUAGAAUAAAUCCCAGCCAUGGCUCUGCGAGCAGGACCCCAUCUCCUUCCUCACUGUAAGUACCUCCUAUAGAAUAAAUCCCAGCCAUGGCUCUGCGAGCAGGACCCCAUCUCCUUCCUCACUGUAAGUACCUCCUAUAGAAUAAAUCCCAGCCAUGGCUCUGCGAGCAGGACCCCAUCUCCUUCCUCACUGUAAGUACCUCCUAUAGAAUAAAUCCCAGCCAUGGCUCUGCGAGCAGGACCCCAUCUCCUUCCUGACUGUAAGUACCUCCUAAUGAAUAAAUCCCAGUCACGCCUCUACGAGCAGGACCCCAUCUCCUUCCUCACUGUAAGUACCCCCAUAGAAUAAAUCCCAGCCAUGGUUUCUACAAGCCGGACCCCAUCUCCUUCCUCACUGUAAGGACCCCCAUAGAAUAAAUCCCAGCCCCGGCUCUACGAUCAGGACCCCAUCUCCUUCCUCACUGUAAGUACCCCCAUAGAAUAAAUCCCAGCCACGGCUCUACGAGCAGGACCCUAUCUCCUUCCUCACUGUAAGUACCCCCAUAGAAUAAAUCCCAGCCAUGGCUCUACGAGCAGGACCCCAUUUCCUUCCUCACUGUAAGUACCCCCAUAGAAUAAAUCCCAGCCACGGCUCUACGAGCAGGACCCUAUCUUCUUCCUCACUGUAAGUACCCCCAUAGACUAAAUCACAGCCACGGCUCUACGAGCAGGACCCCAUCUCCUUCCUCACUGUAAGUACCCACCAUAGAAUAAAUCCCAGCCAUAGUUUCUACGAGCAGGACCCCAUCUCCUUCGUCACUGUAAGUACCUCCUAUAGAAUAAAUCCCAGUCACGCCUCUACGAGCAGGACCACAUCUCCUUCCUCACUCUAAGUACCUCCUAUAGAAUAAAUCCCAGCCAUGGCUCUGCGAGCAGGACCCCAUCUCCUUCCUCACUGUAAGUACCUCCUAUAGAAUAAAUCCCAGUCACGCCUCUACGAGCAGGACCACAUCUCCUUCCUCACUCUAAGUACCUCCUAUAGAAUAAAUCCCAGCCACGGCUCUACGAUCAGGAUCCCAUCUCCUUCCUCACUGUAAGUACCCCCACAGAAUAAAACCCAGCCACGGCUCUACGAUCAGGACCCCAUCUCCUUCCUCACUGUAAGUACCCCCAUAGAAUAAAACCCAGCCACGGCUCUACGAUCAGGACCCCAUCUCCUUCCUCACUGUAAGUACCCCCACAGAAUAAAACCCAGCCACGGCUCUACGAUCAGGAUCCCAUCUCCUUCCUCGCUGUAAGUACCCACCACAGAAUAAAUCCCAGCCAUAGUUUCUACGAGCCGAACCCCAUCUCCUUCCUCACUGUAAGUACCCCCAUAGAAUAAAUCCCAGCCAUGGCUCUAUGAGCCGGACCCCACCUCCUUCCUGACUGUAAGUACCUCCUAUAGAAUAAAUCCCAGCCAUAGUUUCUACAAGCAGGACCACAUCGCCUUCCUGACUGUAAGUAACCCCAUAGAAUAAAUCCCAGCCAUGGCUCUACGAGCCAGACCCAUCUCCUUCCUGACUGUAAGUACCCCCAUAGAAUAAAUCCCAGCCAUGGCUCUACGAGCCAGACCCCAUCUCCUUCCUGACUGUAAGUACCUCCAUAGAAUAAAUCCCAGCCAUUGCUCUGCGAGCCGGACCCCAUCUCCUUCCUCACUGUAAGUACACCCAAAUAUAAUAAAUCCCAGCCACGGCUCUACGAGCAGAUUGGAAGUACAUCCUUUUAAAUAACCUCUAGUCUGUGACCCUAUGUUUUAUUCUUCAUUAUAUUCUCAUUCUGUUUUCCUUCCAUUUUGCACUAUGGAGCAUUUUAAUGUAUUGUUAUCAGAAAUGGUUAAUAGUGCAGAUAACUUGAUGUAAAAUAUUAAGAUAAUAUAAAUAAAAGUAAAUGUCACUGUGUAUAACUGGAAUGUAUGUUUUCUAUCCCGUCACUGCUGUCAGAUAAGUUAUAACUAACCUGUAAUUUUACCAACAGCUCCCAUUGUGUGUGUUUAAUAUCACAAACCGUUUUACUUGUAUUAUUAAAAACUCUCUGUGACAACUUAUUGAUCUGUCUCUCUCGCCCUUUUCCAGGAUAUAAAGUCUUGUAUGGAAAUGUAAGUAUCUGUGUAUUUUAUCCGGUUAUGAGCUGUUAAUAACACGUGAAACCCGCUAUUGCUUUCAUGCCAGCCAUCUUGCUGCUGUCAGCCAUUUUAUCUUAGCACCGUUCAAGUCAUAGAUAAACCGAGAAAACCGGUUUAGAACGUUACCAAUUGCAUUAAUUGAUCUGUCUCUUGUCACAGCUGCUACAAUGGCUAUAGAGAUGGCUUUCCUUCGCAAAAUGUGGUUGCACCUAGAGAUUUUGGAUAUGGCGGUGUGAAGGAUUUGAUUCAAUAUACAGCCUGGAAAGAUAUGAAGUCUUAUAUCAGCCCAGGUGAGAAGGGUAACAGUCUACUAAUGAAAAAAUAACUACAUGGGUGGGAGUUUGUGGUCUGUGCCUCCAUCAUGUACAGACCAAUCUUACUGUGAGACAAUGAACAGGAGAAGGACAUCAUAGAUUGCAGGAGGCAAAGCGCAAGGAACACAUGGGAGAAAAGUAAGGACAGGGGAUAGGGGCUGGUGACGAAGGAGUGGACACAGGUUACGAGUUGGUGAUGAAUAAAGAAAUAAGCAGGAGCACAGUCUGGGAAUCCGUGGAGAGAUAUUAAGUAACAUUAACAGAAGACAAGGGGAAUGUGUUUAGAAAAGAGGGCUUGCGUAUUGGCUCUAAUGGGAAGAGGUAAUGUGAUAAUGCUAGAAAGAAAUAGAAUAAAAAGACUGCACAGAGAGAAGAGGUAAGGUUAGGCUAGAUAGGAAGAUAAUUCAUUCUGAAUAUAAAGAAAAUUGAAGCAGAAAGUGGAGAAAACUACAUUUGGGGGGGGGGGGAAGCUAUUGGGUGGGAGUUAGGGAAAAAAGAUUAGAAUCAAUGAAAAAUGUGGGGGAAAAUAAGACUGGGAGACAUGAAUUAGUGGCUGUAUGGCAGACAAUUUUAACAAAAUGAAUCUGGUGCAAAGGGAAGUGUGGUGUGUGAAUCUAAAUACACCUUUACAACCUUCUUUCAGCUUUGCCUAAUAUAAUUAUGGACCCCAGCACGGCUCACCUUAACUUGAUCCUCUCUGAAGAUUUAACCUGUGUCCGAUACAGUGACACUAAGCAGUCUCUACCUGAGAACCCUCGCCGGUUUGACUACUGUUGCUGCGUCCUGGGUACCGAGGGGUUCACCUCUGGUCGGCACUACUGGGCUAUUGAAGUUGGGAGCAAGACCAAAUGGAAUCUUGGCUUGGCCAAGGAAUCGGUAAACAGGCGUGGGGGCAUCACCUUGUCUCCUGAGAAUGGUUUUUGGAUCCUCUGGCUGCGGAACGGACAUGAGUUCAAGGCAUUGGAUGUCCCUUACCGGUCUCUCACUUUGAGGAGUAAACCACAGAGGGUUGGGAUAUACUUAGAUUAUGAAGGGGGUGUUCUUUCCUUUUACAAUGCUGAUGAUAUGUCCCACAUCUAUACCUUUGUCACUUCCUUCACUGAAACGGUGUACCCCUAUUUCUGUCCGUGCCUCAACGAUUCUGGAAAGAAUGGGGGUGCCUUGAAAGUCCUCCAUCAUACUCCAUAAUGAAUAAAGGGGGGAGGAAAGAAGGUAAAUGGCUUCAUCCCACCUAAAAUCCUGUAUCACGGAUAUUGUAUGUCUUUCGAGAUGUUUUUUUUGAAGGCUAUUUGGAGGCAGUAUUUCUAGUGUGUGAUGUUAUAUUUCCCACUAAAUAGUGAUAUUUUUUUUUUUUUAAGAUCAGAUAACCAAAACUUUUGCAAAAUGUAGGCCAAAAUCACAGGUGGUAAACUUCUGUAACUCACCCAAUUGUUACCGCUCAGCUUCCUAGGCCUAUAUUUUGGUUGUCAACUCACUGUUUAAUUAAAAAGCCCCAUGUAAGACGUGUAUCCCCUUAUCUGAAGACAAUAAGAGUUUUUGUUUUUAAUAACCUCUCCCAGCUCUCUUGUCCUCUUCCUGCUGAGGAUACCUUUGGUCAUCGUGGCAGUGAGGUCCUUUCAUUUAACACCUAGACAGCAUGUAUCCUGAUGGGACGGGAGUCAUUCCAUUUAUCUGCUCAUUCAGAUCUCAAUAAACACAUAACUGGAUUAAACAAAAACUGUCUUGCUGGAGAAAAUCAUUCUCUCUCUCUGGUAAUUCCCUGCAGCGCAUGUUCUCUCGUUAUGCAAAACAUCUAACAUGGCAUAAUAUUUGCACUAUUUUCAGUUAUAACUCGCAGUGGGUAAUGAUGAAACACAGCUCGUUCUAUAUGGAGAGGGCAGCCAGCAAUAGUGCCAGCCGCAGAAUAUGCAUUAUAAGCAGGUCAGUCUUUGGUAUUGCCAAAAGAGCAAUUUGCUGAUUUCCAUGUAAGAGAACAAUUGCACCAACCUGUCAAAGUACAUGAAAUGAAUCAGAGCAAUUUGCUGACCAUUGGACAUUGUCCCCCCCAGCUCAGGAGACUCUACAUUAUCAAGCAGAAUACUCAUAAUUUUAAAGUUUCUCUGCUCAAGUCAACAAAGCCUCGCCUACUUGUGUUAGUAGGGGUUUGAGCUCCGAUUGAAAGUGGCCCUUUGUAUAUGAUUGGGACAACCUCUGUUUGUUUAACAGCUCUUGUAGGUUACAGUUUUGCCAUCCACGUGUGAUGUGGCUCCUCAAGAGCUCGAGAACAUUGGUUCUGAGUGAGACAAUCUGUGGUUUUGCAACAGAAAAGCAAUUUAUUGAUUUUCAUUAACAGUAGAUUCUUGUACAUUGUAACCCCACCCUCAUUAAUUUGUGUAUGUAACAAAACUUAGAAUGUAAAGGUGCAGGAAACCAUUACAAAUCAUCACAAUCUUAGCAUAGUGGUGCUCCAUGCAUGUUGACUCUACGAGAAUUUCAGAGUCCUAGUUUUUACCCUGAAGUCUCCUCAUCUUCAUCUGGCUGCUCCUGAGGAUUAGGGGUAAGCCAUUAUCAUUGCUCCAGGAGAAACCAACAAAUGGUUGGGUUCCUGCGCUAUCAUCAGACAUAUAGCGAGCGUUGAGUGGGGUAUUAGCGCAGCCCAAUGACUCAUACCAAAACCCUCCUCCAUAGUACUCUGCGCAGUUUUGAAUAUGCUCUUCUUCGUCCUUGUCAUACGUGGAAAACAUCUGCCCAACGUGAGCACUCAGUAUGUCACCUGCAAUUGAGAACAUGUGUCAGAAUGCUCUGUGCCCCAUAGCAGUCUAGAACGUGUGGGCCAGACUGCAAUAUAAAAAUAAAAUGAAUCAAAGGAACUUGUAUAUGCAAUACAAACAAUAAUAAAUUAAGGUUGGAUAAUUAACUCCUAAUUCAUUGAUUUCAAAGGGACACUCUAAGCACCAGAACUACUACAGCUUAAUGUGGUGGUUAUGGUGAAAAGAGCCUGUCUCUGCAAACCGUGCAUUUACAUUGCUUCCUAUGACCACCUCUAGCUGUCAUUCAAUCCAUUAAUAACUCACACAGCCAUCAGUAUUUAUUUUUCUAUUUCUUGGGCUGGGGGGAGCAUAAUCUAAAUAGACCGUGUAACACUGACAUUAAGAAAGCUUGUUUGUUAUCCCAAUGUUUGAGAGUUCUUUUAAGAACAAAAAACACUGCUGUGGGAACUCACUCUAAUUUCUUUCUUGUCAUGUGACACCAUAUGGAAUUACUCUCACCUGGAGAAAACCUUUUUAAUUAUUUUUUUUUUGCAAAAGAUAUAUUGGUGGUCCCUCUAACACUGUAUAAGUGCUGUUUUGGGGUUUAAUAACUAAAUGCCUAAUUGUAGUGAACUGGAAACCAUUAGGCAAAAAUCAACUAAUUUAAAAAAAUCUCCAAAAUAUAUAUACACAUUGUAUUUAUUCUAUUUCACUGUAACUCUGUUCCUUUGUGUAUAUAAGUUACUACUACAGAGAGCACGGUAAGAUGACACCCGUGGUGCAAAUAAUUGGCUUCAUUUACAGUUAGAUACUGUCUCCAAAUUAGUUGAAUGGAAAUGUGGUUACUUUAGCUGAUCGUUUGCAAAUCAGUUGCCACCACUUCUUGAAAUGUGCUGUAAAAUAGCUUAACAGUGUGUCUGUUUGACAUGUAAG
Pelobates cultripes (western spadefoot toad) is the source of this 15908-nucleotide messenger RNA. The record is from the annotation of a GenBank genome assembly. NCBI's taxonomy places the organism in Eukaryota, Metazoa, Chordata, Amphibia, Anura, Pelobatidae.